Trematosphaeria pertusa is the source of this 400-nucleotide messenger RNA. RefSeq lists its product as uncharacterized. Lineage: Eukaryota; Fungi; Ascomycota; Dothideomycetes; Pleosporales; Trematosphaeriaceae. The transcript has a single exon. The record is from RefSeq and is a predicted model, not a curated record. Bases 41 to 397 code for a protein of 118 amino acids.
CGAAAAUCUCGACUCUGGGUCGGCUGCCACGCGCCCCUCAAUGCUGUCCAAUGCGCUCGGAACUAACCCCGGAGUAGUAGAAGACGAGAGCGCAACUACUAUUCCUACUAUUACUCCUCCUCCAGCGCGGAUCUCCUCUACCGCCGAACUGCCGCCACCCUCCUCCUUAAUCUCCCCUCCCCCAAAACUAUUAACCUCAACCCCGCCUCCAACGCUGGCGCCGACCCCUCCCUCGACGAUUCUUGCCACUACCCGCAAUCUCCUCCGCGCCGUCUUCGAAUACAUCGGCUAUCCGAGGGUGUACCGGGACACGCAGGACCAGCUGAGAUUCGAGUUCUACUAUCCCGAUCUAGACGAGCUAGAGGUUAUGCGGGAGUACGACACAGAAAGGGUGUAGACA